AUGGCAGACGACAAUGUUGCGUUGGUAUCUGAAGAGAUAGUCAGUCGCAAGGCACGCCUGUCUCUACACUCCCUUCCUCGGUGCUCCUCAUUCCUUGAUUACGUACGAGCAUGUACUCGCAGAUUGUCAAGUGGCUCGGCACAGGCCAGAAAUACCACCCCUGCACCAGUGUUGUCAGCGGCACACCCACACCCCGCCACCAGUGUUGUCAGCGGCACACCCACACCCCUGCACCAGUGUUGUCAGCGGCACACCCACACCCCGCCACCAGUGUUGUUAGCGGCACACCCACACCCCGCCACCAGUGUUGUCAGCGGCACACCCACACACCGCCACCAGUGUUAUCAGCGGUACACCCACACCCCGCCACCAGUGUUGUCAGCGGCACACCCACACCCCGCCACCAUUGUUGUCAGCGACACCGCCACCAGUGUUGUCAGCGGCACACCCACACCCCGCCACCAGUGUUGUCAGCGGCACACCCACACCCCUGCACCAGUGUUGUCAGCGGCACACCCACACCCCGCCACCAGUGUUGUUAGCGGCACAACCACACUCCGCCACCAGUGUUGUCAGCGGCACACCCACACACCGCCACCAGUGUUAUCAGCGGUACACCCACACCCCGCCACCAGUGUUGUCAGCGGCACACCCACACCCCGCCACCAUUGUUGUCAGCGGUACACCCACACACUGCCACCAUUGUUAUCAGCGGUACACCCACACCCCGCCACCAAUGUUGUGAGCGGCACACCCAGACACCGCCACCAGUGUUAUCAGCGGUACACCCACACCCCGCCACCAGUGUUGUUAGCGGUACACCCACACACCGCCACGAGUGUUAUCAGCUGUACACCCAAACCCCGCCACCAGUGUUGUCAGCGGUACACCCACACACUGCCACCAUUGUUAUCAGCGGUACACCCACACCCCGCCGCCACCAGUGUUGUUAGCGGUACACCCACACCCCGCCACCAGUGUUGUCAGCGGUACACCCACACACUGCCACCAUUGUUAUCAGCGGUACACCCAAACUCCGCCACUAGUGUUAUCAGCAGUACACCCACACCCCGCCACCAGUGUUGUCAGCGGUACACCCACACACCGCUACCUGUGUUCUUUAUGCAACAUCUUCAGUGGUCUUUUUUGGUAGAUCCAGGAUUUCGGCUCAUAGAGCCUUCUACUGUAGCGCUACUGAAGAAGGCUCUAUGA
Portunus trituberculatus (swimming crab) is the source of this 1212-nucleotide messenger RNA. RefSeq names its product protein mono-ADP-ribosyltransferase PARP4-like. The record is from RefSeq and is a predicted model, not a curated record. The transcript is spliced from 5 exons. Lineage: Eukaryota; Metazoa; Arthropoda; Malacostraca; Decapoda; Portunidae. Bases 1 to 1212 code for a protein of 403 amino acids.